AUCAAUUCUUUGGAUUUGAUUCUUGAAAACUAAACAACAUGAGCAACUACAGCGUGUCUUUGGUCGGCCCGGCUCCCUGGGGUUUCAGGCUUCAAGGGGGCAAGGAUUUCAAUGUGCCUCUAUCUAUCUCUCGGCUUAAUGAUGGUGGCAAGGCAGCCCGAGCGCACGUGGGGAUAGGUGAUGUAGUUCUCACCAUUGAUGGGAUAAGCACAGACGGGAUGACUCAUCUAGAAGCACAAAACAAGAUCAAGGCAUGUACAGGCAAUUUGAACAUGACUCUGCAAAGAGUGUCUUCUGUGCAAAAACCCGACAUUGUUCAGGUACCAAAGGGAGAACCUAAAGAAGUAGUUAAGCCUGUGCCCAUUGCCUCUGCUGUUGCACCCAAAGUCACUCCCACGGCAAGUGUGGCUUACAAUAAGACACCGAGGCCAUUUGGAGCCGUAACCUCUUCCAAAAUCACCUCCAUCCCAUCACCAUCCUCCGCCUUCACCCCGGCCCAGGCAGCUGCUGCCCCAGCCCCGUUCGCUGUGCCCGGACUGCAUGUUAAUUCCAAGCCUAAUGCUGAGCAGUGCUCACCGGUGCUGAGCGCUGCUAAACCUGCAGUUAAUGUCCCACGGCAGCCUGCCACGCACAAUGCCGGCCCGAGCGCCUCUGCUGGCGACGGCACCCAGGAUGUAGCCGAGGGGCAACGACGAGGAUUCAGAGAAAACCAGGGGGAGAGUAAACAGCAAAAUGGUCCCCCGCGGAAGCACAUUGUGGAUACCUACACAGAGUUUUACCACACACCCACCCACAGCGAUGCCAGCAAGAAGCGACUGAUUGAAGACACCGAAGACUGGCAUCCCCGGACAGGCACCACCCAGUCCCGCUCUUUCCGCAUCCUUGCCCAAAUCACUGGCACUGAUCAUAUGAAGGAACCAGAACAUGAAGCUUCGAAGAAGACUAAGAAAAGCCAAACAGAAAAUGGAGACUUCAGUGAAAAUGGUGCUAGACCAGAACCUGCAGCCACUCUUUUGCCACUAGCAGAGUCCUUCUCUGGCAAUGUUUGCUCUUCCAGCCUUUCAGAACACAUUGCUGCAGCAACUCCUGGGAGGGAAAUAACUGUGGAGUUUCCUGCUCUGGAGGCAGCAAGCUUUUUGACGCCUGACAAAGCACCUCUCCCUGCAAAGUGCACCGUGGCCACGCAGACCUCCGAGCUCCCAGUACCUACCACUGUAGCUGUGGGACUGCCUCUUGCAGCCCCAACUAUGGAAACAGCCCUUGAGCUGCCUUCUGCUAUAGCCAGGCAUGAAGCAUCUCUGCUUACUUGUGAAACAAAUUCUUUCAGUAAAAUUUCAAGCUACCAGUCUAAAUCGUCUGUAAAUCAUACAAGCUUCUGUGCUGAAAAAGUACUGCUGGAAAAUCCUUUGGGAAGUCUGUCCGAGUUGGGACCUACUACUCUUCCCGUUCUUUCUCCUUUCAAGCAGAGAUCAACAGUUAAGAGUAUGGCUGCUGCUGCCGUGUCUGCUGCCAUUGCUGUCCGGGCCAGACUCUCCGAACCUAGUGUCUACCGCUCACUCUUGGAUGCCCUGCUCAUCACGCCUGUCGCUAAGCCUCCUUUGCAGGCCAUGAGGCCCUCCAGGAAGUCCAUGAGUGCUCUGGAGUUGCCAAAGAGCAGCAGUGAUUCCGUGGAGGCUGCCCAGCCUGCUGCUUUUACGGCAUCCUCGUCAGCGAACAUGCUUGCCCACCAAGAAAACAUGGACACGAGAUCUGCUACUGCCAGCACUGCAUCUGCUGCCGGUCUCAAGCCAACAGGAGCCCCAGGUGCUGCCAAGUACUCGGGCUUGCAGCCUGCAAGCCAAGCAGCUUCUGCCAGUGGAUGGACAUCAAAUAGUGUUAAACCACCUGGAACGGCUGCCCCUAGUGAAAAACCUGCACCGGCACCUCCGCUAAACGAGCAAGACACGUUGGUUCAGAGGGCAGAGCAUAUUCCAGCAGGAAAGCGUACUCCUAUGUGUGCACACUGUAAUCAAGUCAUUAGAGGACCCUUCUUGGUGGCUUUGGGGAAGUCAUGGCAUCCAGAGGAGUUUAAUUGUGCUCAUUGCAAAACGUCCAUGGCUUACAUUGGUUUUGUGGAAGAGAAGGGGAUGCUUUAUUGUGAGGUCUGCUAUGAGAAGUUCUUCGCCCCUGAGUGUUCAAAGUGCCAAAGGAAGAUUCUUGGGGAAGUAAUAAAUGCUUUGAAACAAACUUGGCACGUUUCCUGCUUUGUGUGUGUGGCCUGUCAUAACCCCAUCCGCAAUAAUGUCUUCCACUUAGAAGAUGGCGAUCCCUACUGUGAGACGGAUUAUUAUGCCCUCUUCGGUACUAUGUGCCAUGGCUGUGAAUUCCCCAUUGAAGCUGGAGACAGGUUUCUUGAAGCUCUGGGCCACACUUGGCAUGACACUUGCUUUGUAUGCUCAGUAUGUAAUGACAGUUUGGAGGGUCAGACUUUCUUCUCCAAGAAGGACAAGCCACUGUGCAAGAAACACGCUCACUCUAUCAACAUCUGAUGCAUGUAGCUCAUCUUGUGUAACAAAUGUACUGAGCAGAAAGAAAGGUUAAAAUGUCCAUGUUCAGUAAUGGGUCAAAAUUAUUUAUAUAUGAUUUUCUAGAAUGGAAAAAAAAUGUAAAAACUUGUGGAGGGUGUUGUACACAAAUUUAAAAUGUUUAUCAAUUAUAUGGGUUUCCUUCAUAAAAAGAUAGGAAUCAGGGAAUUGCAUCCAAGCCAAACGAUUGGAGUGCCUUUACCUCUACAUUUGGCACAUUAGUGUAUUGGUUUCAUGAUGUUAUGACCACAUUUUGUAUCUGCUUCGGUAUAAGAAGUGAAGCAUCUGUAAAAAUAAAUACUGGUAUUAGAAGUCUUGGGUUUUCUGCUAUUCAACAGAUAAAAGGAGAUUGGCUUCAGCAGUUCAGAUCACUUUACUACAAUGUUAUUUGCAGUGUGUCUAGAAGUGUUGCAGCUAAACUCCAUUAAAAGGAAUUCAAAGCAACGUGAAUAUUACACAGACUAUGUAGUUCAACUAAUAUUUUUAGCUGAUACUCAUAUACAUGAUGAAGUCUCCUGCACAUGUACCUGUGCCUUUGCAGUUAAAUUUCUCAUGAAUCUGCAAAGGACAGAGAUUUUUACAAAGCAGUUACAUGGAGUGGUGUCCAUGCUGGUGAACAAGAAUAGUUUAGAAGAUGCUACUUAGAAUAAAUCAUAAAUGGGAUACUCUUCCAUCUUCCUUAACUACCAGAACACUAGCCAAAAUUCUGGUAUUCUGGUGUACUACCAGAAUACUAGCCAAAAAAAAACCCUGCUAGUGAAGGUAUGUUUGACAGGAUUCAAAUGUCAGAGCAGAUCUUAAAAAUAAGCAGGGAGUUACACUCUUAUGUUCGCAGUUCAGAUUUUAGAUAGUUUUAAGUGCCUUGGAAAGGGGAAAUUGCACUGAAUCUGCAGGCAACAGGUUUAUAUUCAGAAUGUGAGACUCUGGUGUUGAAUGAGGGAAACUGCUGAAGUGCAACUGAGGACAUUGUUUUUCUCUCAGUACAUUCUUUACCAUGUAGCUCAUGAAUAUGUGUAUUGGUGAUGUGCCAGGUAGUAUGCCGAAAACUUGCUUUCUUGCUCAGCUGUUAUGAUUUUUUUUUAUUAGUUUAGGUUCUAUUUGUCUUUCUUCCUUCAUGUGUAGGGAAUAUAUUGUUGACUAAUAUAAUACUGAGUUAGGCAGCUCAGUAUCUCUCAGUUCUUGCAAGGGAGCAGAGAGACAAUGCUGUCAUCAUGCAUUUACUGCAAGCCAGGAGAUGUAGCCGUUUCUGUGGCUUGGUACGGAUUUUGCCUCCAUACAGAGAGUCAGUGCAAGACCUGUGCACCAGCUAAGUCCCUCUUAGGGACAGGGAUGGUGUUGGUAGGGAAUAGAUAGGGAAGAGGUGGUGACCCUUGGCGUGGGGUGAAUGUCACACCAGCAAAGUUGCACAACAGGGAAGGGGGCCCUCUCGGGGCCAGAUCUGAUUCCUGAAGGAAACUGAAUUUACUUGCUAUUUAAUUCAACUGGGAUAUCACAGCUGAAUCAUUAGUCUUUAGUGUUCUUUCCAGUAGACAUUAAAAGUAACCAUUUGCAGAUUUUGUUGUUUUGGGGUUGGCUUUUUUUGUUGCUGUUUUUUACUAAUACAGAAAACAGGUUUAUGCAUAAAACCAUGCGGAAAAUCACAAGGAAUUGCCAUGGUUGAGUAAAGCAAUUGUAACAAGGAACAUCAACAAAGGGGGGGGGGGGGGAGGGGGGCACUAAAAUUCCUGUGCUAAAAUAUGAAAAGGUAUUUUGCUUUCUCAUUAAUUCAGUGAGACGGGUUCACAUUGUGGGGCUGUUUCAGUUUAUUUUCUGAAGUUGUUUUUUCUUCAAUACUACCACGUGUCUCUUUAACUUCUGGUGGUACGGAAGAAAUGGCAUACGGCUGUUUAAAAUGUUUACACUCUUGCAGAUGUGUUCUUUCGUGAGUUUGGCUGAAAAUCAGAGGGGUAGAAACAGACUGGACAAGAUACAGUAAUAUAUGAGCCAGGUUGCUUUUGAAAUUAGGUGAAAUGGGGAGAAAUGAGACUUAGAGGGUAGGUUUCAGCGGAACUAUAUUGCACAUGCAUGAGGAAAGAGAAUGAGAAUGCACAGGAUAAGGCGUUCAAUUAUUUCUGCAAUAAAAACCUUUCUAUUUUAAAGUAGGGUAAAAACUUCUCAUUUUGUCAUUGUCCUUAAGAUCAAAUUGAAUUUUGUUUAGUUCCAUAAUUUUAAUUGGAAUUAUACUUCUUAAUCUAUAAACUCUAGGGAUUGAAAUUUUGCAGUCAUGAAUGAAUUUGAGGACACAAGCCUGGAAGGCUCCAAUAGUACUGCUUCAUUUAGCUGCUUUGCCUUUUAAUUUCUGCUUUUAUCUAUUCGUUUAAAAUCUAAAAGGAAGCAUAGAGUCGCUGAUACGUAAUAAUAUUUAAUGGCUCUACCAAAUUAUAUAAAUCAACUAAAAGGGACAUAAUUUUUAGUGUUAUUUUAAUAAGUGAGAUUUUAGUAGAGCACUUUAUAAUAAUGCCAUAUAUCUCACUGAAUAUUUAUUAUCUGUUUUUUGUUUAGGACUAUUUCAUAGUAGCAUCUUUGGGUUUUGUUUUAUUUGUAAGCCUGCAUAUUUACCUCUAGAAUUUGCUGGGGGGUGUGUGUGUGUAUGUGUUCAUAUAUACCUCUCUAUACAUGCACGCAUAUGCAUAUACAUUGGGAGAUAUUUAUAUAUAUGCACAUACACAUGUCUUUAACUGCAGAAUUGACAUAGCAAAAAAUCAGCACCCUUCUAUCACCAUUUGAGGAUUUAGUGAGAUUCCCAACUACUUUUCAUACAACACAUGUAUAGCAUUCAUGUUUUGAGGGACUGUUGGAAAGUCAGGAGAGAUAACCUAACUUCUGUAGUUUUCUGCAUGCAUUUUCAGUCAGUAAUUAUUUUUCUUCCAAAAAAUUAUUUUUUUUUCUGCCUGUAAGAAUACUGGGUUUAACUCCAUUUGAAGGUAGAAAGUCUGUAUAAAUUAAUAAUUGAAUCAUCACAACAUUUUUGGUAUAUUGUAGCUAAAUAAUUCAGAAUUAUAUGUAAAUAUAAAUGCUUAAUAUAACAAUGCAAUAAACUUGAAAGCAACAGUGAGCCGAAA
Molecule: messenger RNA, 5665 nt
Organism: Pezoporus flaviventris
Lineage: Eukaryota; Metazoa; Chordata; Aves; Psittaciformes; Psittacidae
Gene: PDLIM5
Product: PDZ and LIM domain 5
Exons: 18
Coding region: 39-2528 (829 amino acids)
Biological process (GO): actin cytoskeleton organization; heart development; muscle structure development
Cellular component (GO): Z disc; filamentous actin; adherens junction
Molecular function (GO): muscle alpha-actinin binding; actin binding
Source: RefSeq, a predicted model, not a curated record